Molecule: messenger RNA, 722 nt
Organism: Cladocopium goreaui
Lineage: Eukaryota; Dinophyceae; Suessiales; Symbiodiniaceae
Source: the annotation of a GenBank genome assembly
UCAAACAGUAGGUAAGUCAGUAAGUCUUGGCUCAUCGGUUGGUCAGUCCAAUGGGAACUCCUUCGCCCGCCAACCCGACUGGACGUGCCAUCCAUUAUUUCCUUGAAGACCCAAAGACUGUUCAUCAUGAGACUAAUAUUGACAAUGCAUUUUCGACGACUGCUUCGUGCGGCGGAUCAACGAUGGAAUGCACCAGUUCGGGAUCGGGAUCGGAAUGCAGCCUUGUCAGUGACCUCAGGGACCUCUCUCCGGUGGCGACUUGCAAUGAUGGUGCUAUGGAUAUGGUUUGCGACAAUGCUGAUAUGUUUAAGGAUCCAGAUGGUCACAAUCCAAACCUUUAUAUCGGCAUGUUUUUGCCAUGGGAGAUUGAGCUUCAGCCAACGAAUGAAAACCUAAAGGUUGAGGUCAAGAAGAAGAAUCGAUCCAAAAAGGAUAAGAAAGAACGCAAGACGUCGAAGAAGAUGAAGAAGUCAAAGAAGUCUCACAAGUCUAAGAAGGUCAAAGAGGAUGAACCAUAUUUUGCCAUUUAUGUGAGAGAUGAAUGAUUUACAGGACUUGCAGGCAAAGCCUGCAAGUUCACUUUCCCGUCACCGUAAUGGCGCUGUGUUGGCGCGAUCUUUUCAACUGGAAUAGCCAGAACCGGAAUAGCUCAAAACAUUGAGCUAAAUCAGAAUCUGCUUCACCAAGUAGUGAACCAUCCUAUCUGGCCAUCGGCGGGAAAA